Molecule: messenger RNA, 504 nt
Organism: Rotaria sp. Silwood1
Lineage: Eukaryota; Metazoa; Rotifera; Eurotatoria; Philodinida; Philodinidae
Source: the annotation of a GenBank genome assembly
AUGGAUGAUCAGAGAUAUCUCUAUAUCUCUGACGAAAAAAAGUAUGAAGUAAGACGAUAUCAAAUAGGAGAUAAGAAUGGAACUCUCGUUGCUGGUGGUAAUGGCUACGGUGCUGCUCUCAAUCAACUCAGCUGGCCGACUCACAUCUUUGUCGAUCAAGAUCAGGCUGUUUACGUGUCAGACAAUUGGAAUCAUCGUGUUAUGAAAUGGAAUAAAGGUGCGACAGAAGGAAUUGUCGUCGCUGGGGGUCGAGGUCAAGGAACUGCUCUGACACAAUUGUCGGUUCCUCGAGGACUAUACGUCGAUACAUUGGGUACCAUCUAUGUGGCAGAAUGGGGGAAUAAUCGAGUUAUGCGUUGGCCUCAAGGAGCAAAACAGGGCAGUGUCAUUGUAGGUGAAAAUGGUCAGUUGGAUUCUCCCGAGGGUUUGUCCUUCGAUCGUCAUGGCAAUCUCUAUGUCGCCAAUGAAGGAAAUCAUUGUGUUCAACGAUUUUCAAUUGAAUAG